AGGGUCCCAGGACCCGGGUGAGGGUUCCACACCUGGCCUUCAGGGGUCAAGACGCAGGCACCCACGCCAAAGGGGAGCAAAGCCGGGCUCGGCCCGAGGCCCCCAGGACCUCCAUCUCCCAAUGCCGGAGGUCUGAGGUAGGACCUGAGACUCUGCAUUUCUAACAAGCUCCCAGGUGACGCUGAUGAAGUGGAUUCAAGAUGUAGAGGAUUUUUACAAACGUAGAGUAGCGGGUGGACAAGUCCAGGCUACUGGCCUGGCAACUUGAGGUGGUCCCCGCCCCCUUGCUCGCUGAGGUUCCCUCCCAGGAAUCCGCCACGUGACAGUCGGACCGCCCUCUCAGACUAGAGGAGCCCCUUUAGCGCCAUGGCUCCCAAGAAGCCGCUCCGCCUUCCUGUCCUGCUGUUACCACUUCUGAUGCUGCUGCCCCAGGCAGACACUCGGUCAUUCGUAGUGGAUCGGGAAAAUGACAGAUUCCUCCUAGAUGGGGCCCCGUUCCGCUACGUGUCUGGCAGCCUGCACUACUUUCGGGUACCACGGGUGCUUUGGGCAGACCGGCUUUUCAAGAUGCGAAUGAGUGGCCUCAACACUGUACAGUUUUAUGUGCCCUGGAACUACCAUGAGCCAGAGCCUGGGGUCUAUAACUUUAAUGGCAGCCGGGACCUCUUUGCAUUUCUGAAUGAGGCAUCUGUAGCGAACCUGUUGGUCAUACUGAGACCAGGACCUUACAUCUGUGCAGAAUGGGACAUGGGGGGUCUCCCAGCCUGGUUGCUUCAAAAACCUGAUAUACAUCUGAGAACCUCAGACCCAGACUUUCUUGCCGCAGUGGACUCCUGGUUCAAGGUCUUGCUGCCCAAGUUAUAUCCAUGGCUCUACCACAAUGGGGGCAACAUCAUUAGCAUUCAGGUGGAGAAUGAAUAUGGUAGCUACAGAGCCUGUGACUUCAGCUACAUGAGGCACCUGGCUGGGCUCUUCCGUGCGCUGCUAGGAGACAGGAUCUUGCUCUUCACCACAGAUGGGCCUGAAGGACUCAAAUGUGGCUCCCUCCAGGGACUCUAUACCACUGUGGAUUUUGGCCCAGCUGACAACAUGACCAAAAUCUUUGCCCUGCUGCGGAAGUAUGAACCCCGUGGGCCACUGGUGAACUCCGAGUACUACACAGGCUGGCUGGAUUACUGGGGCCAGAAUCACUCCACGCGGUCCGUGUUGGCUGUGACCACAGGCCUAGAGAACAUGCUGAAGCUGGGAGCCAGUGUGAACAUGUACAUGUUCCACGGAGGUACCAACUUUGGAUUCUGGAAUGGUGCUGAUGAGAAGGGACGCUUUCUUCCAAUUACUACCAGCUAUGACUACGAUGCACCAAUAUCUGAAGCAGGGGACCCCACACCUAAGCUUUUUGCUCUUCGAAACGUCAUCAGCGAGUUCCAGGAAAUUCCCUUGGGACCUUUACCUCCCCCCAGCCCCAAGAUGAUGUUUGGACCUCUGACCCUGCAUCUGGAUGGGGAUUUGCUGGCUUUCCUAGACUUCCUGUGCCCCCAAGGGCCCAUCCGUUCAAUCUUGCCAAUGUCCUUUGAGGCUGUCAAACAGGACCGUGGCUUUGUGUUGUACCGGACCUAUCUGACCUAUACUGUUUCUGAGCCAACACAGUUCUGGGUGCCUAACAAUGGAGUCCACGACCGUGCCUAUGUGAUGGUAGAUGGGGUGUUUCAGGGUGUUCUGGAACGAAACAUGAAACACCAACUAUUUUUGAUGGGGAAAGUAGGGGCCAAAGUGGACAUCUUACUGGAGAACAUGGGGAGGCUCAGUUUCGGGUCUAACAGCAGUGACUUCAAGGGCCUGUUAGAACCCCCAAUUCUGGGGCAAACAGUCCUCACCCAGUGGCUGAUGUUCCCUCUGAAAGUUGAUAAGCUUGUAAAGUGGUGGUUUCCCCUCCAGUUGAUGAAAAGUUCACGUCCUCAAGUUCCCUCUGGCCCCACCUUCUACUCCACAACGUUUCCAAUUUUAGGAGAAGGCGGGGACACUUUUCUCUUUCUACCUGGAUGGACCAAGGGCCAAGUCUGGAUCAACGGGUUUAACUUGGGCCGGUACUGGACAAAGCGGGGGCCACAAGAAACCCUCUAUGUGCCAAGACCCCUGCUGCUUUCUGCGGGAGCCCUCAACAAAAUCACAGUGCUGGAGCUAGAAAACGUGCCUCCUCAGCCCCAAAUCCAGUUUCUGGAUAGGCCUAUCCUCAACAGCACCUUGCAUAAGACAUACAUCUAUUCCCUCUCAGCUGAUACACAAAGUACCUUUGAACCAAUGGAGUUAAGUGGGCACUGAAAGAAAGGUAACCCUUGGACCUGGCACAUGGAGUGGGCAGGAUCCCUUGGUGUUGGCCAUGGUGACCACAAGGAACCAAAGGCCACAAGGCCCAAAUGCAAGUCCAAGUGCAAUUUCCUUGCCAAACUUUAUUGUGAUUAAAGUUCCAGAGACAGUCCCA
Messenger RNA from Mirounga angustirostris (Northern elephant seal), 2479 nucleotides. RefSeq names its product galactosidase beta 1 like (gene GLB1L). Gene Ontology annotation, cellular component: vacuole. Gene Ontology annotation, molecular function: beta-galactosidase activity. The transcript is spliced from 17 exons. Bases 367 to 2319 code for a protein of 650 amino acids. NCBI's taxonomy places the organism in Eukaryota, Metazoa, Chordata, Mammalia, Carnivora, Phocidae. The record is from RefSeq and is a predicted model, not a curated record. Gene Ontology annotation, biological process: carbohydrate metabolic process.